Carcharodon carcharias (great white shark) is the source of this 4719-nucleotide messenger RNA. It is a transcript of the gene rnf13, whose product is annotated as ring finger protein 13. Gene Ontology annotation, biological process: positive regulation of DNA-templated transcription; protein ubiquitination; ubiquitin-dependent protein catabolic process. NCBI's taxonomy places the organism in Eukaryota, Metazoa, Chordata, Chondrichthyes, Lamniformes, Lamnidae. The coding region runs from base 248 to 1531 and encodes 427 amino acids. Gene Ontology annotation, cellular component: cytoplasm; nucleoplasm. The record is from RefSeq and is a predicted model, not a curated record. The transcript has 11 exons. Gene Ontology annotation, molecular function: ubiquitin protein ligase activity.
UGGACAGCUGAUGGGGCGGGCUCAGUGCGGUUUCUCUGGUGACGCUGGCUCCAGCUCUAGGCUUCGGGGAGUUUGUAUCUCCUUCGCACUCAUGUGGCUCGACUGUUCUGUCUGUUUAUUAUUUAUUGUUCAAUCCGGGACAGGGAGCUUCUAGUGGCAGCAGUAACUUUGACUGGGACUGAGCACAUAUGAAUGCCAAAAUGUUGAAAAUUUGAAUCUCAACGGUACAUAAGCGCUAUAAUAGAAAAUGGACAUUGUGACACAUUUUGCCACCUACAUGACGAACAGCCUUUUUGGAAACAAUACAGGAUAUCAUUAUGGAUCUUGCCUAAAGGUGUUGCAGCAAUUUUUGAAGAUGAUUUUGCCACUGGGGUUGUUGAUUUUAUCUGCAUCACAGAUUCAUGUAAGCUUCAUGGUGUAUUUUGUUGCUUUUCUCCACCUAUGGCCUGUGGAAGGUGACAUUAUCGCACAUUCUGUUGAUAACCAAACGCAGAAUUUUGAUGAUCUCCCAUCAAGAUUUGGUUACCGUCUUCCUAAAGAUGGUUUAAAGGGUUUCUUAAUGUAUUCAAGACCAAACAAUGCUUGUGAGCCAAUUAUUUCUCCUCCAAUGACAGACAAUUCCUCAGUCAACUUCAUUGUUCUGAUUAGAAGAUUUGACUGCAAUUUUGAUAUCAAGGUAUUGAAUGCUCAGCGAGCUGGAUACAAAGCUGCCAUAGUACACAAUGUCGACUCCGAAGAUCUUAUUAGUAUGGGGUCCAAUGAUAUUGAUAUUUUUAAACAAAUCACCAUUCCAUCUGUGUUUAUUGGGGAAGCAUCAGCUAAAUACCUUAUGGAAGAAUUUAGCUAUUUAAGAGGUGGCCAUAUAGUGAUACUACCCGAUUUUAGCCUUCCAUUGGAGUAUUAUCUAAUUCCAUUCCUCAUCAUAGUGGGAAUCUGUUUAAUCCUGAUUGCUGUUUUUAUGAUUUCAAAGUUUAUUCAAGACAGACACAGGGCAAGAAGGAACAGGUUGCGUAAAGAUCAGUUGAAAAAACUUCCAGUACACAAAUUCAAAAAAGGUGAUGAAUAUGAGGUGUGCGCUAUUUGUCUAGAUGAGUAUGAAGAAGGUGACAAGCUUCGCAUCUUGCCCUGUUCACAUGCAUACCACUGUAAAUGUGUGGACCCGUGGCUUACUAGAACAAAGAAGACCUGUCCUGUCUGCAAACAGAAGGUGGUGGCAUCUCAGGGAGAAUCCGAUUCAGAAACUGAUGAUGUAGACAGCAGCCAUGAAGAAAACGAUGAUGCCUCCGAGAACACGCCUCUGCUGAGAUCAUCACUAGCCUCCACCAGUGCUCACUCCUUUGGCACCAUGUCAGAAUCUCGAUCACGCCAAGAAGCAGUGGAGUCAUCAGAAUAUGAGGAGGAGGAGGAAGAGGGAGAUAGCAGCGAUGCUGAGGGUGGUGUCAAUGAAGAAACAGUAGUUCAGAUGCAGCAGGAAAACCCUGAAGCCAUUGUUGGAGAGAAAGGAACGAGAGAGUCGGCCGCAAUAGUUUGAUUUAGUUUCUUUUUUUAAAAAAACACAUGAAACCUGCACAUCCUCAAAAACAGUGUCAAAAUUAAAAGUUCAGGAAUUUUUUCCAUUUGCUUUGCCAGUUUAUGCAUUGCAACUUCACAACAUAUAUAUGCAAAUUUUCUAGGAAGUUAAAAUCUUUGCUCAUUUUACUGCAAGAAGGAAGUGCGGCAGCCAUCCAUUGAUUUUUGGUACCCCAAACAUGGUUAACGCCAAGCAGCACUCAUGGUUCCCCCCCAAUCACCGCUGUCCUUUUUGCAAUAGUUGCAGCACCACUGGCAACCUGUAAAACUGUUACAUUAAUCACCCAACCAUGGUAGUGUUCAACAUGUUAUCCCGAUGCUAAGAGAAUGACUAACAAAAAAAAACUUGAAAACAAAAAUGGCUGACUGACUCUUGUUUCUUCAUAAAAUGUUUAAUAUAAUCAUGUUAUUGUAUCAAUUUUCUGUGUGUUCUGCACCAGAACCCAAAAAUCCUCCUAAUUGUUUCAGAUAUGAACAUAUGGUAUGGAUUAAAAUGUGAGUAUAUCUUGCUUUAUUUGCCCAAAUAAGAUUGAUUAAAGUUGAAAUUCUCAACUCAUUUUGGAUUUGGUUUUUAAAUAGGGAAAUUCUGUACCUGGCUUCUUGUUAUAAAUCAACAAUAAAUUUACCCACGUAAUUAAGCAGGAUUUACAGUUAAAAGGCUAAUUUUCUACCGUGCAUUAUGUAUACACUCUCUUUAUUGGUUUCCAGUUUUAUUUUAGUGAUAUUUUGAAUUGUGUUCAUCAAGUAGGAUCCAGUAGGUAGUGCAAAAUAUUUUGUUAUAAUUCCCAAGUUAUAUUUUUAAUUUGAGCUACUUGAACAAACUUUAUUUUCUGUCACUCUGUUCAAACACCUCUCAGCUGUAUGUAUGUACCAUCUUGGUGUAUAAAGAAAAUCUUAAAAUGAAGAUGAUCCUUAAUAAAAAUACUGUAAUGGAAUUGGCUUCCAAACUAUUGCAUGCGAUUGCGAUGGCGGUGCUGACUGGAUGUGACGUGAUUUGCCAUAAUUUGUUUUUUUAAGUUGUUCUCAGCUGGUCACUAAUUGAUCCGUUUGACAGGGAAAUGUGAUCAAAUGUCACAUUGUUAAUGUCAUAUAAUCAAUGGUAUUUCUAUCUCCUGUAUUUCAUCACUGUUAUUUUUUUAUGGGGGACAAUGUGUGCUAUUUUAGUGACAAUUAAUUGUCCGUUCAAAGUACGCAGGAAAAACCUAACUUAUGUUACAAUGUAAUGUUAAGACUAGAUUUGAUAUAUAUUAUGGGCCACAUUAAGCUUCUAGAUAAUCUUUUUAAAUUUUCAAAGAAGUAGACCGUACUUAUAAUUGGAGUGAUGCAACAGAAUGUUGCAUGUUUGGCACGUGUGGAGACAGGGUUUGAAUAUGUUCUUGAUGUCGUUCAUCCAUUUGUACAAGAGAGAAAUGUUGAGAUUUCCUGCAUUACUUGCAAAAAAGUUUGAUCUGUCUUUCAGCAAUCUCCUUGCAACUCCUCCCAAAACGGUAAUAUUUUUUAUUUUUAAAACAGGUGUUGGAUAUGCUAUUUUUGUGUUUGAACCUUGUGAAUUUUAACCUAGAGUAUGUGCCUUGUUCUGCUUGAAAAAAAAUCUGUUGUCAUAUCCCCUCACUGCCAAAAUCAGGACACUAUAAAAUUAUUGAGGAUUUGUUCACUUGAGCUAGCAGUCUAAAUUCAAGCCCAAUGGAAUCCUGGUCCAUGUCAAGUAAAUUUGCUAAGUAAUGUUCUCUUCUGAAGUUGAUAAAUGUAUGUAUGGAUCAGGUAUGGGUUUACUUGUAUUCCACUCUUGUUUCAUGAACAUAGAGCUUCAGAAAUUGGAACAGAAUAUGAGUAAUGUGAGGAAGGGGGAGCACGUUGAGCUUUAUUCAGAUUGUGCAAGCUUCCCAAUAAAGCAAUAGGAGUUAGAGACAACCAGUCUCUAAAUUGUUCAAUGCCUCUCAAAACUAAAACUGAUAAAUCAGACCCUGAGAAAAACUGUUGUUACCUUCCUUAGUGGCAUUUUGUUAGUUUAGCUUGAGAUAUAGAAAAAUAACUUUAAGAAUAAAGUGUACCAGUUUGUAUUUGGCAUGUGUUCUUAACAUAGAAUGCCCGUUUAGCUGAUGUCAUUUCAUACAAGUGAGUUUGAUUAUUUGUUCUUACUUAACUAAGAUGGAUGUUUUAGAAUUCUGACCUGUUGUAAAUUGUUGGCAUAACAUGACUAUUCAACAAACGCCCCUUUGUUUCCAAAUGUAUUGUCCUUAAGUUGUUGGGUAACCUUUCUAUCUAGUGUUCAUAAACACGGGAUGACUUCAUUGUGACACAUGGCUGCAGACUGAUGAACCCCCUUUAAAGAAAAUAAGACUGGCAUGCAUAAAGAUUAACCCUUUCAUGAGCUGCUGCAGUGCUUCAAUGCCAGAUAUGUUAUACUGACCAUUUAAAAAGUUCCAGGAAUCUGUUUGGUUCUGAUGAUAGUGCACUGCUAUUAUAACACAUCUUGCUUCCUCUCCCAAACAGCAGAUUACUUUGGAGUGCAGGGGAUGUUUUAUUUGUGGGCAGUCCAACUUUCAUGUCAAAUUCAUGAGAUUUUUUUAAAUUUUCAUUUAAUUAAGUAUUGCCCAAAUACAGAGCCUUGCACUGAUCAACUUCAGAAGGUUGAAGUGUACUUACACUGUAUUUUGAAAUGUGUUACUUUAUCAUUUAAUAUUGGUGCACGGUUGGGGGGAGGGGCUUCUAGGUUGUAUAGCUCGGUUUGCUGUAAUAAUGUUUGUAAAUUCAUUCAUUCCAUUCAACUAAUUUUGUACUCUAGUUUUAAUUUUUAACCGGAAUUUUUUUAAACUUUAAAUUGAUGUGACUAAGUGGGAAUGUGUCCAAAUAAAAUCCAUAAAAGUCUCUUUGGCUUUGUUCUAUCCCUCCACCCAGUAUCUAUUUUCAUUUUUGAAAACUUUACACUAAGUUGACUCACUCGAAGAUAUUUGAUUUUUUUAAUUUUGAGACACAUUCCCAUAAGUAAAUGUAGACAUUUCAAAGCGUUAACAAAAGAUGAGUUCAUUUCUGAAUUAGUCUUUAUAUAUGCUGUAAAUGUUCAACAGUUGUAAAUAUAAAACACAGCACUCCAAAGCUAUAAUACAAAUGUAUUCUGUUCUCUUUUCAAAUAAAGCUAAGUAUAUUAAA